Molecule: messenger RNA, 3294 nt
Organism: Gadus chalcogrammus (walleye pollock)
Lineage: Eukaryota; Metazoa; Chordata; Actinopteri; Gadiformes; Gadidae
Product: transmembrane protein 168-A-like
Exons: 2
Coding region: 1071-1802 (243 amino acids)
Source: RefSeq, a predicted model, not a curated record
GGAACUCGUCUUUGACAGUUGCACACUGACUAAUCCCUACCUGUUUGUUAAUGACCUUUCUGAGUUCCCUAUUGAUCGCUUUGGAAAAUACUUUAUAUUGAUAAAAUAUUAAGCAGUCAAUCUCGCUGUAUCUUUCCCUAUUUACAAUGACUCAUAAUUCCCCAUCUGUCCGUGCUUAUCGUUCCUGGCCUCUCUCUUUGCUUCCUCUUCUCUCCUCACCUGUGCCUUUUCAGAAACGAUCAAAUACACAAAAUCAGAUUUCCUGUUCCUUAUCCCUCGUCGAUUCACCCUCCCUAACCGAUUGGUUUGAAGGUGACAUAUUAUACCACCAGGUGUGAGUGUUUGAAAAUCUGCGCGUCCACUAAAAUGUUUGCUGGAUCGACUAGUCUACCAACCUACCCAGUGGACUGCAGCAAACGUUGCUCAUCUAUCUGUCAUCACUCGCCCACGUGUGAUGUCAAAGGUCGAUCAGCAAAGUCACAGCUUUUCUCGGUUUUGGGGCCUCAGUGGUGGAACGAGCUCCCUGCCGCUCUCAGGGCCGCAGAGUCGCUCACUAUCUUCCGAAAAGGACUCAAGACUCACCUGUUCAGAGUUCACCUCGACUCUGCAUAGCCACCUUUCCUCUUCUGACCACCAUUGUACACUGUAUUGUAUUGUAUUGUAGCACUUAACUGUGUAGCAACUGCAGCAGCUGCUAUCAUGUCUGUAAUACGGGGAAUUGAUUAACCUAGCGAUUGUGGUACUUGCACUUGGUUCUAUGAACAUCCUUUCUGUACCGACAGCGAUAUAUUGAUGCACUUCUUAUGACAAAUGUACUUAUUGUAAGUCGCUUUGGAUAAAAGCGUCUGCUAAAUGUAAAUGUAAAUGUCAGAAGGGGCAGAUUUUCAAAACGGCUUGUAACGGCGAAUCACACUCGCACCUGGUGGAAUAACACGUAAACCUUUAACACACGUCGUGUCCGCUCCAGCGCCGACGGGCAGCCCAGCCUGCUGUCCCCCGAGCGGGCCCAGGAGUCGAACCUGCGCUCCACGGGGAUCCUGAACAGCGUGCAGCGGCUCUUCUCCCACCACAUGGUGGAGACGUUCGGCUGCGACUACUCCACCGGCGGCGUCACCCUGGAGUCGGUGCAGACCAAGCUCCGGGGCUUCCUGGACCUGCGCACGGCCGACGGGCCGCGCCACGACACCUACCUGGUGUUCUACAGCGGACACACCCAGAAGGGCACCGGCGCCUGGCUGCUCGCCGGGGGUGAGUGCCUCCAGCUGGCCCAUCUGCUGGAGCUGUGGCGGGAGAAGAUCGGCGGUCACAGCUCGCGGCUCAUCCUCAUCCUGGACACGGAGCACUCCGCCCCCUGGGUGAAGGAGGUGCGGCGGCUCGAGGACGUCUACGUGGCCGUGCAGGGCGCCACGCUCACCCAGUCCCGCUCGACUGACGAGGAGGGCGGCGGCGGCGGGCCGCGCCUCGGCGACUUCACCGCCGAGUGGGUGGAGUUCAACUGCAACCCCGACAGCGCCACCCAGUGGUCGCAGAAGGGGCGGGCGGUGGCGGCGGCCUACGGCGUGGCGCGGCGCUGGGGCGACUACGCGCUGCACCUGCCCACCGGCAGCGACGUGGCCAAGCACUGGACCACGCACUUCCCCAAGGCCACGUAUCCCAUGGUGCACCUGUCCAACUGGUGCUGCGGCCUCAACCUGUUCUGGCUCUGCGGCGUCUGCCUGCGCUGCUUCCGCCGCGUGAAGCUGGGCUGGUUCCCGCCCGCCGUGUUGGACACCGGGCAGGGGAUCAAACUCGUGCACUCGUAGACGUUCGCCGGUGUGUUUGUGCAGUAUGGGGACGAUUUGUACGCUCGUGUUCCCCCCCCCCCCCCCUCCUCCCUCCUCCUCGCACCAUGUUGUGGUUUUAAACCAGAGGGACUAGAGAAAGUCGUGCAUAGCCAGUAUGCUGACACACAGUUAACGUCGUUACUGAAAUUUUAAAGGACUAAUAGCCUUCCAACUCUCCUCAUGAGAGUCUCUUCAUUCGCCUCAUCGGAAAUCACCUGCGAGUUCAACUUUGGCACAAUUCCUUCCCUUUGAUUUCGUAGUGUAGAGUCAGGCUACUCGAAUCGUGGCAGCACAAGUCGGUGACACAUUACGUCUAAUAUUGUUAUUAGUGCCGCAGCUUCUGAUGGCUUGUCGCGGGCGGCUACGCACUUUCACACAAAUAUGACUCAAAUUGUUCUGUUUUUGAUGUUCUGAGAGAUUUUGUUUUACCUUGGGGAGAUCCUACUGAUUGUCAUAAUUUGGCACAAGAGUGCCUCGCAAAAAAUCGAGAGGGAAAAAAAGUGUGCAAAAUGUGCCUUCUUAUUUAAACUGUAUUUAAUUAACGGGUUAUUAUGCGUUUAUGGGUACUGAAAAAAUGUAAGUGCCUCCCCUUUUUGCGUGCAACGCGGUAUUGUGUUACGACAAAAUGGCUUUCCGAUUUUUCAAAUGAAGUUAUGUUUUUUUUAAAUAACUGUUCAUUCUCUAGAGUGCCUUGGCAACGGGGCGAUCGGGGCCGAGGUGAACGUCGCUCUGUGGUCGGAACCGUGCCCGUUGUGGCUCGCUUAUUGACAUGACCAUUUAUGGGCGCUCAGCUGACGGGAUCGAUUCGAGCCGGCAGGCCGGGAGAGGUAGGAGGGAUGAGACAGGGGGGGUAGUAGAGGUGACGGACGGAAGGGAUUAGAAGGGCUUUCUUGAGCACCCUCAAAUGGGAUUAGCGGGGUGGCUAUGGGGUUUGAUUUACUGAUGUGCUGUCGUCGUAAGAACCACGGCGCGCACAAGUCACUAACCCACCCGCCCCCGCCCGCCACCACCAGUACCGCGACUGGAGUGACGGUCCUUUGCAAUAUUUAUAGGUUUAUAUAUUUUUUAUAUGCAGUGCUCUGACGCCAUGAUUGAACAAAGUCCUUGGAUGGCCGAGCAGCAGGGAUGCAGCGCGUUAGGAAGGGGUCGCUUAGGCUCGACUUCCCUUUGCUUUUGUACCCACGUCGGACAGACUUAAACUAGUGGGAAGUGUGGCUUCAGAAUGGGUGGGAGAACGUCUAUGUAUAGUAGGCCUAUACAUAUUUUCCUUUUGUUAUAGAAGAGAUUAUCCAGUGCCUUUCGUGGACUAUUAACAAUUUAAGGGGGGGGUGGGGGGUUGUACUUGUACCUGUUGGUACCAUGUUUUGAGACAAUGUUUGCAUAUGCCUGUUUCUGACUUUGACUUUCCCUGUAUCGCCUUCUACAAAAUAUUGCAUUUUAAUAUUGAAAUAAAUGUUUUACACGCCGUCAA